Cylicocyclus nassatus is the source of this 3789-nucleotide messenger RNA. Lineage: Eukaryota; Metazoa; Nematoda; Chromadorea; Rhabditida; Strongylidae. The record is from the annotation of a GenBank genome assembly.
AUGAACUACGGAAAUUUUGAUAUUACUGCUGGUCGUAAUCGAGACGAAACGGUGUUUGGGAAAAAUUGGUACAAAAAAGGUUGGAUGCGAAAGCUUCUUCAAGAGGAGGAACCAGAGUCGGAGUCGCUCAUAUCAUCGCCUGUACGAUCGGUUCCCUCCUCCUCAAUCUUGAACCGUAGGAAUAUCAUUUUGAUGCCUGAACGCCGCCAUAGAGAAAUCUCGUUAGACGAAGUUGAUAUGGACGGCCCAGCACUUGUUCAUGUCGAUACCGGAGGAGGUGGCUAUGCAUCCUUCAAUUCAGCCGGCCACUCCCACGACCAAGACGAUGACAAUCCAACGGAUAAUGCUCCACCACUCUUUAGCAAGUAUGGAGAUUUCCACACAAUCGACUGGCAACGCGAUCUUGCUAGAGAUCGCUUACGACACAAACUUAUUGUUGGUAAAAGAGCGGAUUUCCCGCUUGGUAUAAUCCAAAGCGCAUGGGAUGCGGGAGCAGGUUGGAUAUGCGUUUUGAUGGUUGGCCUUGCAGCUGGAGCCACUGCCGGUGUUAUAGAUAUCGGAGCACGGUGGAUGAGUGAUCUGAAGGAUGGCGUUUGUGCAGAUCGGUUUUGGCUGGAUCGCGAGCACUGCUGCUGGUCUUCGAAUGAUACUGUGUUCAAGGAUUCUGACUGUAGCGCUUGGACCACCUGGCCGGAAAUGCUGGAUUAUUACAAUAGGACUCCUUUCUUCUACGUUUUGGAAUUCACAUUUUAUGUUGGUUGGGCUGUGUUGAUGUCCACAUUGGCCGUACUAUUUGUGAAGGUGUUCGCACCAUACGCUUGUGGAUCUGGUAUACCGGAAAUCAAAUGUAUCUUGUCUGGUUUCGUUAUCCGCGGAUAUCUUGGAAAGUGGACUUUCAUCAUCAAGUCCGUCGGUUUGAUCCUGUCAUCUGCAUCCGGCCUAUCACUGGGUAAGGAGGGUCCAAUGGUUCACCUUGGCUGUUGUAUCGGGAAUAUAUUCUCCUACUUGUUUCCAAAAUAUGGCAUGAAUGAAGCAAAGAAACGAGAAAUUUUAAGUGCAUCUGCAGCGGCAGGUGUGAGUGUGGCGUUCGGUGCCCCCAUUGGAGGUGUAUUGUUCAGUUUGGAAGAAGCUUCGUACUAUUUUCCGUUGAAAACGAUGUGGCGAUCGUUCUUCUGCGCUUUGAUCGCAGGAAUCAUUCUGCGCAUAGUAAAUCCUUUUGGAAGUGACCAGACGUCGCUGUUCCAUGUAGAUUACAUGAUGAAAUGGACGUUCGUUGAGCUCAUCCCAUUUGCUGGUCUAGGGUUGUUCGGUGGCAUUCUUGGAAGCAUGUUCAUCUUUGGGAACAUAAGGUGGUCUCGAUUCCGAAAAACUUCAAAAGCUUUGGGUGGCAAUCCUAUUUACGAAGUUAUUGUUGUGACCUUCCUUACGGCAUCCAUCUCCUACUUCAACCCUUACAUGAGGAAAAGUGCUUCGAGCAUGAUCAAGCAGCUUUUCGAUAGAUGUGGCCCGGAAGAUUAUAUGAGUAAUUUGUGCGACUAUCAGAACAAAACAUUUAGCAGUAACAAAGUCGAUGAUAAUUACCACACUGGAGUAUUUGGAGAUGGCGUUCAUAGCGCAUUUUGGCAGUUGAUCAUGGCUCUGAUCUUCAAGUUUAUCUUCACAAUAUUUACGUUUGGCAUAAAGGUUCCGUGCGGGUUGUUCGUACCAUCCAUUGCUAUGGGUGCAAUAGCUGGAAGGCUUGUAGGAAUGAGCAUGGAAAGCGUUUUUCGCUCAUUCCAGGAGCAAAGUAGUCAUUCUUCGUACUGGUCUUGCCAGAUCGGAAAAGACUGCGUUAUGCCUGGGCUCUAUGCCAUGGUUGGUGCAGCUGCGGUAUUGGGUGGAGUAACCAGAAUGACAGUGUCAUUGGUUGUAAUCAUGUUUGAACUUACGGGAAGCUUGGAGUUCAUUGUGCCUACUAUGGUUGCCACAAUGUUUGCAAAGUGGAUCGGCGAUGCGAUCUCGAAAGCUGGUAUCUACGAUGCCCACAUUGCGCUGAACGGCUAUCCGUUCCUGGAUAAUAAAGAAGAGUAUCCAUACUCAACAGUCGCAGUGCAGGUGAUGCGACCAUGUCCGACAGCCUCCCCAGGUAGUAUAGAUGAGCAUCAGAAAAACGAACUUGCUGUCAUUGUGCAGGAUGGGAUGUCACUUGGCGACAUUGAGCAGCUACUUCGUGAAACCACUUAUAAUGGAUAUCCUGUAGUGGUAUCAACUAAUAGCAUGUAUUUGGUGGGAUUUGUUACACGACGCGACCUCCAGCUAGCAUUACAUGCAGCCAGGAAAACGCAACCCUAUAUCGUUACGGACUCCAUUGUUUAUUUCACUAACCAAGUACCCGAUGUGGGUCCGCUGGGAGGUCCGGCUCCACUACGGUUACGAAAAAUAAUUGAUCUCGCACCGAUGACUGUCACAGAUCAAACACCGAUGGAAACAAUAAUUGAUAUGUUUAGAAAACUUGGAUUACGACAGGUGCUGGUGACCAAAAAUGGCAAAGUGUUGGGAAUCAUAACGAAGAAGGAUAUACUACAAUUUAUGCGGAAUGCACAGCCGAGCAUUUCGAGCACAAUGCUGAGCCGGUUGUCGCCACGAGUUUUCGUCCGAUGUAUGUCCACGAAGAAUUCCAACAUCACUGAUCUACGUAAUAUAACUACUGCACGUCUUCCCAAACCAUUACAACCUCCUACAACACAAAAUGAAACUGAACAUGCCUUAUUUGAGACGAAGUGUACGAAACUAAAGUCGAGCAUCCGAGUGGCUUCACAGUCGUUUUAUGGAGCUUACUGUACGAUUGGCGUAGCCAUAAAAAGUGGAAGUCGCUACGAACGCGGCUAUCCGGCUGGCAUUUCUCAUUUGGUGGAAAAACUGGCAUUUGGAUCAACGUUGCGUCAUUCUUGUAAAGAGGAGAUUUACGAGGUUCUUCAGAAAGCUGGUGGAUUGGUUGACUGCCAGAGCAAUAGGGAUAUUACGUUUUAUGCAGCAAGCUGUCACAUUUCUAGCUUAAAUACGGUUAUGGAAAUUCUUGCAAAUGCUGUAUGGCGAGCGAAAAAUACUCGAGAGGAAUUGGAAGAGGCCAAGAUGAUUGCACAGUUUGAAAACGAAGACCUAACCAGCAAAGUUGAGAAUGUUGAGAUGUUACUGAACGAUCGUAUCCACAUGGCUGCAUUCUGUGAAAAUACGCUUGGAAUAUCGAAAUUUACACCUGAGGACUCGCUGCCAGUAAUCUCUCAAGCACAUGUGAACUCGUACAUCAGCCAAUAUCACGUCCCAGAACGACUAGUCGUCGCAGGAGUUGGAGUUGAACAUGAUGAGCUCGUCGACGGUGUAGAGCGUCAUUUCGGUCUGGGAACCGCCAUCUGGGAAAGGGACUCGAAACAUUUGUUAUACCAUGCGCCUAAAGUUGAAUCAUCCAUCGCCAAGUACACUGGUGGAGAGGUCAGAAUUGAGAAGGACCUCUCCGCUAUGGCUGUCGGAACUCCUUAUCCGAACCUAGCCCACAUUGCUUUGGGUUUCGAAGGGGUUGGGAAUGGAGACCCUGAUUUUGUUCCCAUCUGCGUGCUUCAGAUGCUACUAGGAGGUGGAGGAUCGUUCUCCUCGGGUGGACCUGGCAAAGGAAUGUACACUCGCUUAUAUACUGAUGUCAUGAGCAGACAUCAUUGGAUCUAUGGCGCAACUGCUUUUAACCAUUCGUAUGCGGAUGCUGGAGUGUUCUGUAUCCAUUUCUUCAAACUUCUCAAAGGCGUGGAAGGAGCCUAA